Messenger RNA from Galendromus occidentalis (western predatory mite), 1363 nucleotides. RefSeq lists its product as uncharacterized. Bases 1 to 1203 code for a protein of 400 amino acids. The transcript has 6 exons. The record is from RefSeq and is a predicted model, not a curated record. Lineage: Eukaryota; Metazoa; Arthropoda; Arachnida; Mesostigmata; Phytoseiidae.
AUGAAAUUCUUGUUGCUGUCCACUUUCACUCUGCUGGCGGUCACAGGGAGCCCGGCAGCAGAGCGCCAUUCUGAGAGUGAUGUGAGGACUCGAACUCAGACGUCGAAAGCUCCGACCGGAGAGUCCCCGGUACCGCCUGUGGUCGUACCGGAGAGUGAUGUCGAGAUCGAUGAUUCUCUCCAAGCUCGCCAGCAACUCCUGGAUCCAUGCGAGCAAGGACAAGGAGUUUGCAUGUCCGGGUUGGACUGCAGCUUCCAACGUGGCAACAACAUAGGAAAUUGUGACGGUGGCGGCGUAUGUUGCCACAUUGCUAAAACUUGUGAGAAGGGCAGGGAGAUCGAAAUAACGACGAACAACACCUAUUUCGUGGAGCCUCAGAACAUCUGGGAUCCUGAGGGCCCUGUGCAUUGCGGCAUAUCAGUGAGGAAAAUCUCUGGUUUCGGCACUCAAAUAUGUCAGAUGAGACUGGACUUCGUUAAUUUCAACACUGUUGGACCCGACCCGAGAACGGGUGACUGCAGAUACGAUAUGCUCACCAUUGAACAAGGAGACGCGAACGCCAGGAUCCACAAAAUAUGUGGUCUGAACGACGGACAGCACGUGUAUGUCGAUGUCAAGCAUACCGACUCGAUCAAAUUGCGCAUGAACAUCGAUUACUCCAAAGACCCGAACCGUCUACGCAAGUGGAACAUCCGCAUCACUCAACUGCCUUGCCGUUCCCCUCGCUUGGCACCUCCAGGUUGCUUACAGUACUACGAAGACUAUAGCGGAACGAUAAAGAGUUUCAAUUACGGCCCGAUAGGAGUCAAUGAGACAUCUUAUCCCCUGGGCGUACGGUAUUCAAUGUGCUUCAAACGGGGACCAGAGGCUUGUCGGAUUUAUUUGAAGAAAGCCGGACCGUUCGGUCUGGGCGAGGUACCUCGAGAAGAGCAGACUCGUACCGACGCUCUGAACGAAAUCGACCAGCAAUGUUUCGACAGGUUGCAAGUUUCGCGUACAUCGGUCUCGAAGGCGUUCAUUGCUAUCGACCAUACGAAGUUUUGCGGGAAUACUUUCCAAGACGAGUACAGAACAGAGAACAAUGGCGUCAACGUGAUCAGUUUCGUUUCGCCUGCCUACGAAGCCAUUCGUGACGAGGAAGGUAGUAGACAACCCCCCGGUUUCAAAUUCUUCUAUCGACUCCUCGCGUGUGGAACCAGUUGAAUUCGACGGGUGUCGAGUCCCGGAGCUCCGGGAAGAUGAUUCCCUCCCGGAUAUUCUCACAUUUAUUCCCAUCAUGAUUUUUGAGUCGAAGUCUGAUUCGGUCGGAGGGCCGCGCUUCGGAGAGCAGCAACGAAUUAAUAUGUAAAUAAGGGAAAAUACU